AUGUUUAAGAACGAAAUACUAGAUUUAGAUGCCUCAGAAGUACCACUAGAUAUAUUCAGAAUUCUUGAUGGCUUUAAUGAAUUAGAUCCAAAUGUGACUCUUGGACAAAUACAAAUGGACUUUGUGCCUGUUUCUCCCACGGGACCACCGAGUACAAAAGAAUUUACUACUGAUGUUAAUUUUCGAGUGGAAAUAGAUGGCUCUAAAACUCAUAAGAAAAAGUUUUUGUAUUCUCACAAACUAAAUUGUUUAUUUUUAAAUACUGGGCAUAAUUUCUCAAUCAAUUUCCAAUGGGAUAUCACCAAAGUGCUCCACCCAGUAUAUGUUCGAACCACUGUAGUGUUCUCCGACCCUUGUGAUGCUGAAAAAAGAGUACAAACCUGCUACCAGCACUCCUACGUAUCCCCCGAUGAUUCUAAUGCAUUGCCGGAGAACAUCCGUCACAACGUGCUGCGGUCGGGGCGUGAGGUGGGCGCGCCCGACGUGUUCUACUGCGGUGCGCCCGCCAGCGCCGACUCCUGGUACUCGGUGCUGGUGCGCUUCCCCGCGCCCUCCUCCCACGCCUUCCACUUCGUGUGCAGGAACAGCUGCAGCUCUGGCAUCAACCGCAGACCGCUCAGCCUCGUCUUCACCCUCGAGAGUGCCGCAGGCGAUGUGUAUGGUCGUCAAGUUGUAGGCGUGCGAGUCUGUGGCUGUCCCAAACGAGACUUGUACACUGCAGAGUUGGCUCAAAGCUCAGAGAAUCCAAAAAGCGGGAAACGCAAAGCAAAAACUGAGACCACAGACACCCCUACCACCAUAGUGAGCAGUACCACCCCGUCCCGCAAACGGAUCAAGCUGGAGGACAGCGAGUGUGACACGCUCGUGACGCUGCCCGCGAUAACGGUGCCGGGCACGCGUGUGGCGCUGGCGGGGCUGCGCGUGAUGCGCGACAUGCUGCUGCAGACGCGCGCCGUGCAGCUGCGCGCGCGGCCGCAGCAGGACGUGCGCGCCGUGGAGCGCGGCCUGGCCGAGCUGAUGGCCGCCGAAGACGCGGUACGGCGAGGCGGAGGCGCGGGGAGUGGGAGCGACGAC
Brenthis ino (lesser marbled fritillary) is the source of this 1074-nucleotide messenger RNA. The record is from the annotation of a GenBank genome assembly. Lineage: Eukaryota; Metazoa; Arthropoda; Insecta; Lepidoptera; Nymphalidae.